AGGAAGCUGAAGCCCAUGUUAGGAAAUGUUGUCCCAGGGGCGCUGCUGCCUGUAGCCUGAGGAAUUACUGGUCAGGCGGAGAGCUUAAAGCGCCGCUCACUCUUUGGAUUGACUGAUCGGACUACAGAAACUCGGCACUGCAGCACUAAUUAUUAUGGCUCAGGCGAAAAUCCAGGCGAAGAUGAACGAAGCGGUCUGCAGCAAGUUCAGCAGGACACUGUCCAUGGCUGAUCGCUCCGGAAGACUGCUGGAAACUCUGGAUCAGCUGGAAAUCAGGGUGGAGGCUUUAAGAGAAACAGCAUCCGCCCUGGAGCAGGAAAGAGAAGGCAUCCUGGAAAUGAUUCAAUCCAUCCAGAACAGUCAAGAAAUGCGUAACAUCUGUGCGGGAGAAAGGGAAGAGUUGAGCUUAACUGCGAACCGUCUGAUGGGCCGGACUCUGACGGUGGAGAUCUCCGUUGGCACCAUUAGAAACCCCCAGCAGGAGGAGGCCCUGCGGAAAGCCACAUCCAUGAUUGACGAAAUCGUAAAAAAGUUGCUGGUCGACAUGGAAGGCGGUCGGCAGCAGCUGAUGGCGCUGCACGCCGCCUGCGUGACCGAAGCACCGCCUGUCCCCAUCGAUCAGAAGUUCCAGGUUGUGGUGAUCAGCUGCUCUUUGGAGGACCAGAAGAAGAUCAAACAGAGGCUGGAGACGCUGGUGAGGAAUGUGGAAAACGCUGAAAAGAACAUCAAAAUUAUGGAUCAUCAAAAACUGGAGAGUGCAAAAACCAACUGCAGUAGUUAAUAAUCAUCACCAAAGCAUGAAGGGUGUUUUUGAAUUCCACUUUACCUCACAAAGGAGAGCUGCACAAGCAUGACUCUUAGGGAUCCAUGCAUUGUAACCAACCCUGAAAAGUACACUGGUACACAUUUUUUUUGUAAAAAGGUCAAUUUUUACUUUAAAUUUUACUACACCGACAUAGCUAAAGGGCACACAGUUCACAAUGUAUGUUCAUCAAUAAGCCCAAGAAAGAACAAAUACAGAUGCAUCACAGAUUGAAGUUCAACCUUUUGAAGACAAUAUAUAAUUUUGAGCACAUUUUGCAGCAAUUCAGUGCUCUGACAUAUGAGGUGAUUGACAAUGCAACAACCAGUAUUUUACCAAUACUGUGAUCGUUAACGUUGAAAAUAAAAUUACAAACAUGUCAAAUGAAACCACCUGACAGGAAGUUCGUGGAAUUUAUCUCAGUUGUAGAAAGACUUUUUAUUUGUCUUACAGUUUUAGUUGAAAGGAUUUUUGACACAAACUCUGUACGCCUUCAUCUUCUGCUGUUUUUUUUUUUGUUACAUUUUUAUGAAACACAAAGAAAGAAAGUCAAUAAAAACUGUGAGAAGCCUC
Oryzias latipes (Japanese medaka) is the source of this 1375-nucleotide messenger RNA. RefSeq names its product BCL2 associated athanogene 2 (gene bag2). Gene Ontology annotation, biological process: protein stabilization. Gene Ontology annotation, molecular function: adenyl-nucleotide exchange factor activity; protein-folding chaperone binding. Lineage: Eukaryota; Metazoa; Chordata; Actinopteri; Beloniformes; Adrianichthyidae. The record is from RefSeq and is a predicted model, not a curated record.